Messenger RNA from Helianthus annuus (common sunflower), 1595 nucleotides. RefSeq names its product protein UPSTREAM OF FLC. NCBI's taxonomy places the organism in Eukaryota, Viridiplantae, Streptophyta, Magnoliopsida, Asterales, Asteraceae. Bases 160 to 1305 code for a protein of 381 amino acids. The transcript is spliced from 3 exons. The record is from RefSeq and is a predicted model, not a curated record.
UAGAGCAGAGUAGCCCUCGGUCUAACCCGAGUCCUUUCUUUGUUUGGUAGUCUGUCAACUGUGUCGUCCAAUUUUGAAUAAAUCGCAUUUUCCUUCCCUCCUUUCACACCCACAAUAAUAUAAACCCCUCUCUCCUCUCAUUACUUCCACCGAACCACAAUGUCAAUGGAUCCGAUUCCAAGGUCCGGUAAGAAGACGACUGAGCUCCACCACAUUUCUAGAAAGUGGAAAGACCCGAGAAGUGCAGAACGCAGCCCUGAACACAACAUAGUCUGGACCGAACCACACCCGAGCAGCCACAAACCGCGUAGAGUCCCCGUUGUUUAUUAUCUCUCCAGAAAUGGUAAUCUUGAACAUCCUCAUUUUAUUGAGGUUCCCCUUUCUUCCCCUGACGGUCUUUAUCUUCGAGACGUGAUCGAUCGCCUGGAUUCUCUGCGUGGAAAAGGAAUGGCAGCAUUAUACUCGUGGUCUUCUAAACGAAGUUACAAAAACGGAUUCGUGUGGCACGAUUUGGCUGAAAACGAUUACAUUUACCCAGCGAACGGGCAAGAGUACGUUCUCAAAGGAUCAGAGCUUGUUACCGCCGGAAAACCGUCGUUGUCGCCGGAAUUUGAAAAAUCCGGCGACGAUGAUUUUCCGGUGGUGAGGCAUAGAAGGAAUCAAUCAUGGAGUGCAGUCGAUCUGCACGAAUACAAAGUCUACACCGGUGACUCAUCCGCCGGAAAACUCGCCGGCGCCGCCGCUGACGCAUCUACACAAACCGACGACAAACGCCGACGCCGUAAAGCGAUGAUCAAAGAAGAAACACAGGAAGAAAUCAAUGAAGAACAAGAAAACGAGAGUACAGAGCUUACAAGAUACGAAAUUUCACCACCACCGUCCGAUUCAAGCCCCGAAACGCUAGAGUCGUUGAUGAAAGCAGACGGUAAGCUAAUCCUACGGCCAGAAACAGAUGAUCAGAACUUGAAAACCAAUCCAACGGCUGGAAACAAAGUGAAAGCAUCGUCAGUGCUGAUGCAGCUGAUUACGUGCGGGUCGAUUUCGUUCAGAGAUUGUGGACCGGGGGCUUAUGGAAAAGAUAACCCGGGUUUUUCGUUGAUUUCACAUUACAAGUCUAGGAUGGUGCCACGUGGCAGUGUGGAGGAUGGUACAGUAGAAGACGCUGUCGUUUUGAGGAAGAACCGAAGAGUUAAAAAACAGGUUGUCACAGAGGAUAAAGAAUAUUUCAGUGGGAGUUUAAUAGAAACAAAAAAAGAGGAAUUUCCAGCUAUUAAGCGAUCUAAUUCAUACAAUGGAGGUCGGUAAAUUACCAUUACCAAAUAUUAUUAUUAAUAUUAAAUCGUAUUUAGGUUAUAAUUUUACUUUUUUCUUUUUACUUAUAUGUCAAAACUGAUAUGAAGGUCGAUUCAUAUGGGCUUUUAUGUGGGGUGACCUUCGUAUAUUCUAAUUCAGAAGUAGAUUUAAGCACGUAAAACAGAGUUUAGUGUUUAUGUAUGUCACGGGUAUGUUCUUAGUGGCUAAGCAUGGUGCUCUCAGUUGCCCCGAGGAGAACCAUUUUCCUUUUGGUUUUUGUAUAAAGAGAUGUUCGUUUCGUA